Panicum virgatum (switchgrass) is the source of this 1487-nucleotide messenger RNA. RefSeq lists its product as uncharacterized. The record is from RefSeq and is a predicted model, not a curated record. The coding region runs from base 288 to 1154 and encodes 288 amino acids. The transcript has 3 exons. NCBI's taxonomy places the organism in Eukaryota, Viridiplantae, Streptophyta, Magnoliopsida, Poales, Poaceae.
CCCCGGUGGUGGUGUUCUUCCUUGGCGGGCAUCCUUUCCUUCCUCGGCAUCGUGUCGUGCUUUCCUUAACCUCCCCCGCCUCUUCCGUGGCGCCCAGUUUCUCCGCCGCCGCACGGAAAUUCCCCGCGGGGCACAUAAAUACCCGCGCGGCAGGCGGCGGCGGCGGCGGCCCCCGGUUGUCGUUGUUGUUUCCCGUCAUCACCCGCCACCGUCGCGGCGUCCCGGUUCCUGGAACUUUCCUCGCGACAGGUGAUACUUUCAGCAACUACAGCUACAGGCAUAAAACAAUGUUGAUGAACUAUGAUGGGGAUAGAAGUGAGGACCGGCAAAGUGAGGAGGUUCAGUCUGCAUACAGAAGAGACAGUGACAUUGGUGAGGAAAUGGUAAUAAGUGAGGAGCAAACUGAUGAAAAUGAAUGGAGCUGGGUGAAUCAAGGUAAAGAUGGUGAUCCUCUUGCGGAAUCAGUUUCUUCACUUCAUACGACGCAGCAAGUCCUUGAGAGUGAGAUACAAAAAUUGUCAGAACUUGGCAAAGAACUUGAGGCGGAGGAAUCGACUUCUGGAAACAAAGACCAGGAUGUGAUCGUUUUGCCGCAUGCACAGGUCGACAUGUUGGAAGUGAAUGAGAAGAUGGAGCACCUUGAGCAGAAACUGAAAGAAGCAUCCAACACCAUCCAAGAGAAAGACCUGAGGCUAUCCAAGCUUCAGAUACUCAUCAGCACCGCACACAGCCCAGCGCCAGAGGAGGAGGCUGCUGCUGCUAGCGUCGACCAGCUGGUGGCGGAGCUCGAGCGCCACCUGCUGGAAAAACUGGAGGCCGAGGUCCAGUGCCUGGUGAUGCUGAAGGCGAGGCAGAGCUGGCAGGUCCGUGCGGAGGACCGCGCCGCCCUGGAGGAGCACGGGGACGGCGGCGGCGCGGUGAUGCUGCUCAAGCUGCGGGAGACGGAGGGCCGGAUUGUAACGCUGAAGGAGCAGGUGGACAGGCUGGAGGUCCGGGAGAAGGAGCUCCACCGGGCGACGGAGUCCCUGAGAGUGCAGAGCCGCACCUUCAAGGUGUCCCUCUUCGGCCUCGUCCAGCUGGUGAUGCUGUGCCUCUCCCUGAAGCUGUUCUUCGCCAGGGUGCCCCUCCCGUUCGACGAGGUCGUGCCGACAUGAUUUCGGGUUCGACGAGGUGGUGGUGCUCUUCUCUUCCGGUCUGUAAAAACCUGUGUGGUCGUGGGUUGCGAUGUCGCUAACGUCUUACCCCUGACGGUAGUCGGUAGGUGGUGUAGGUGUUCGUUACACUGAAGUGCAGGUUCUGAUAAUGUAGUAUACGUCAGAAAUUACGCGUGUUCUGUAGUAAGAUAUUACUAGGUCUGUGCAUAAAUUGGGUGAUUGACUAGUCGGAUGACUGACGGUUUGCAGCUACUGAAAGAUAGUGUCAGCUUCAGUUUCUCUUGAGCUUUACUAUACUUGGUGGAUAAAUGAAACACUUGAUGUCUUGAUCAA